UCUCUCCACUCUUAACCUCGCAUACCAAUAUAUCACCUUCUAUAGAAUCAAAAUUUUUAUAUACAAAAUGGCCUCUUAUGUGUUUGUCAAAAUGCUUCUGCCAAUCUUCCAAUUUGCCCUGUUGCUUAACCUUGCAUUGGCAGCGAGGAGGCUCACUGAGUCUACCCAAGAUCAGCAAACCCAACUCUUCCAAUACCACAACGGUCCUCUUCUCACCGGAAAAAUCUCCAUCAAUGUCAUAUGGUACGGCAAUUUCAAGUCUUCCCAGAGAGCCAUUAUCUCCGAUUUCAUCGCCUCACUGUCAUCUCCGUCGUCUCAGAGCCAACCCUCUGUCGCCGAGUGGUGGAAAGCCACCGAGAAAUACUAUAGCCUGAUCAACUCCAAGAACCCAUCUUCAGUCCAGCUCUCCAUGGGGAAUCAAGUCCUUGAUGAAAAUUACUCUUUGGGCAAAUCACUCACCAGUCAACAAAUCGAACGGUUGGCAGCUACAGGUGAUCAGGUCAACGCCAUCAAUGUGGUAUUAACUUCAUCUGACGUGGUAGUUGAUGGGUUUUGUUCGAGUAGAUGUGGGUCCCACGGGUCUCUUUCUUCCAAAACUGCCCUUGUUGAGGGCAAAAAUCACAAGUUUGCAUACAUCUGGGUUGGUAACUCGGAGACUCAGUGUCCUGGUUUCUGUGCCUGGCCAUUUCACCAACCCAUCUACGGACCACAGAGCCCACCCUUGGUUGCACCCAACGGCGAUAUAGGUUCCGCUGGAAUGGUGAUAACCUUGGCUAGCCUUUUGGCUGGGACGGUCACGAACCCAUUUGGAAAUGGCUAUUAUCAGGGACCAGCUGGUGCACCACUAGAGGCUGCCUCGGCUUGUCCUGGGGUUUAUGCUAAGGGAGCUUACCCAGGCUAUGCUGGGGACUUGUUGGUCGACCCUACCACUGGUGCCAGCUACAAUGCGAAUGGUGCUAAUGGGAGGAAGUAUUUGCUGCCUGCUUUGUUUGAUCCAUCGACCCAAUCAUGUUCCACUCUAAUUUGAGCUUGUGGGGGAUUAUAGAUAAUAUUUUUUAGAAUUUUUUUUAAAGUAACAAAAGCUUGGAAAAUGUAUACGUUUAUAUUAAGAAAAUUCAAUUCAUUCAUUUUAUUUAUUCACUAUUCUUGUGUCUUUUAGCUAUAUAGAAUUCUCUGAGUAAAGAUGGCAUUAUCAUGAUCAAUUUGAAAAAGAGGACUAAAAAAUGGAAUUGAAUGACACAAUUUUUUUUUACAACUUUGAAUGAUACAACGUUGUCAUGGGAAGUUUUGAUCUUAUUUUCAC
Molecule: messenger RNA, 1303 nt
Organism: Ilex paraguariensis (yerba mate)
Lineage: Eukaryota; Viridiplantae; Streptophyta; Magnoliopsida; Aquifoliales; Aquifoliaceae
Source: the annotation of a GenBank genome assembly